Messenger RNA from Ceutorhynchus assimilis (cabbage seed weevil), 2889 nucleotides. NCBI's taxonomy places the organism in Eukaryota, Metazoa, Arthropoda, Insecta, Coleoptera, Curculionidae. The record is from the annotation of a GenBank genome assembly.
GGUAUCAUUGGAACUAUUUCUGCACAUCUCGGGAAACAGCAUAAUUAUUGACUAUGGUUGAUCAGGAGACUGUUUCUGUGUCCAAGGGCAUUUUCGUUUUCCGAAACAAUUUCAAACGAUCCAAGAAAUCUUCAAAGAAACAACCAUCCAAGCCUAAAAAAGACGAGUUUUCUGAUAAUUUGUGGUAUCUAAAAUAUACAGAUUUGUGGGAGGAACUCAAUAAUAAAUAUGAGAAACUAACUUCUGAAAUGUUUACUGCAAUGACCUCAGACCUCUUAGAAUUUGUAAGUAUCAGCCAUCGAGACCCAGUAGCUGAAAUACCUACAGCAGCCCUAUUAACUGGAAUUAACAUGCCCGAUCAUGAAGCUCAAUUUAUCAAUCUAAAAAGGCAAAUUAAAACUGACAUAACUCCACACGUUGCAUUUUUGCACAGCGAAGAUUGUACCAGUUUGAAAUAUCUUAUUGAAAAUAUGAUCAAUCAAUUUAUUAAAGAUAGUACUGAGGAUGACGAUGAUAACGUUAAUACAAACAAUUUAAAAAAGUCUGAUUUAAGUUUGCCUUUAUUACAAAGCUGGUACGAACACAUGUAUCCUGUAAAAACUGAAAAAAACUUGCUAGUUGUCAUUGUACCAGAUUUUGAAAGCUUCAACACCAAAGUACUGCAAACAUUUAUCCUUAUUAUCAGCUCCUAUUUACCUAAAUUACCUUUCAUGUUUGUUUUUGGCAUUGCCACUUGUAUUAAUACACUCCACACAUCUUUUCCAUAUCAUGUCACCUCCAAAACCAAUGUGAAAGUUUUUAGGUGCGAACCUUCCACUGUGCACUUGAAUAAAAUGUUGGAAGGUGUAUUUUUGAGCCCCUUUUGUCCCUUUCAGCUAGGGGGCAAGGUUUUUGAUUUGUUUACAGAGAUUUUUUUGUACUAUGACUUUUCAGUUAGGAAUUUUGUGCAAAAUAUUAAGUUUGCAAUAAUGGAACAUUUUUGCUAUGGAAAUGCUAUGGCCCUUUGUCAACUUAAUAGGCAUGAUGUAAAGGAAAUUUUAGAAGUUUUCACUCAUGAGGAUUUUGAGAAUGUUAGGCAUUUAAUGUCGUUUAGAAAAUUUGUUGAAUCUGAGCCCUACGAGAAUCAAAUACGCUUAUUAACAGAUGAUGAAUAUUUCAAACUAAUAGUUCAUGAGAAAAUAAUAAUAAUCCAAAGAUAUAUAAGAGGGUUCCAUGUAGUUUUGAAAUGUCUCUAUACGCUUGUGUCAGACUUACCUGGUGCCCCUCUAGGUAAAAAUUAUAGAGAAAUAUAUGCUUAUGCAGUAAGCAAACCCAUUGCUCAAUCCAAUGAAUACAGAGAAUGCUUGCAACUGCUCAAUUUCCAAUCCAAAAAGUAUUUGUAUGAUAAAUUGAUGAGCAUCAAGAAUAUUAUUAAUGAAUUUAGUAAGAAAAAGACACAAUUCGGAGAUUUUUUAAAUGAAAUCUGUGAUUUAAUUGAUUUGUUAAAUAAUCUGGAUUCCGAAGCCAACCAGGAAGUUGAAAAAAUGGACUCUAAUACUGGAAUGGGACAAGUAACUGACCGUAAAGCAUUUAAAAGUAAUUUACUUUCAAGAUCACAACAAAAACCAAAGCCUCUAAACAAAUAUGAGAAAAUCCGCAUAGACGUUCUAUAUUGCCUAACUAAGCAUUUUCAGUUAUUCUUGGUGGAACCUAGCAGGAUGCCUUUUUACGAAAUAUUUUUUUUUGAUGAUAUUUCAAUUAAAUCGAAAAUAAUCGGGAUGCACAGAUCGGCUAUUCAUAACGCACUCAACGACCCCAACCAUUAUUUACAGUGCAAUUGCUGCGAGAUAUCCAAUAGCCAAACCAUCAAAGCCACCAUGCCGGAUAUUUGUAUCGCUUACAAGCUGCAUUUGGAAUGUGGCAAAAUGAUCAAUUUGUAUGACUGGCUGCAAGCGUUUCUUUAUAUUGUGGAUCCCAAAGAAUCUGAUGAUUUUGAUGACAAAUCCAAUAAGUUGGUUGAUCCAGAAUUACAAGCGCGAUUUACUCAAGCAGUGGCAGAAUUGGAAUAUUUAGGAUUUAUCAAGAGCUCAAAACGCAAGGCUGAUCAUGUUGCUCGUUUGACAUGGGGUGGUUAGUUUUAUUUAUUAUUAGGUAUUGAAAAAAAAAUGAAACUAGAAAUUUUCAUUGAAGCAAUUCUUUAUGUUUCCUUAACAAAUAAAAAUAGAAUAAAUUAUUGUUUAGAAUUUAUCAACCAAAUGUAAAAUAUGUUGUUGUUCUUGAUCCCGCCACUCUUUAUCACCUUCUUCUCCAAGAUUUCCAGCAUACUCCCUCAUAAUAUGCCUUAUGGUUUUCAAAGAUGCGCCUCUCAAAUUCAAUAUCUGCAUCACUCUCUGCUUAAUACUAGGAGGUCCGGCUGCGCAAACUUCCAACACAAUAUAGUCUACAAGUUGCAAAGUGAACAAACCACCCUCCAAUCGCCUCAAAUAAUUUUCAUCUUCAUUUUCUUCUUUGUCAUCCAAUUCUGCGUCAAUGUCUUCAACUUUUUCUAGAUAUUUGAAGUGCAAUUCCAAGAGGCGAUCGACUUUUUCGUGGUCGUUUUCUGUAAAUUUGCUUAUCAGCCUUUGGCGCUGCGGACCUUUGCAGUUUCUCAACAUUGAAGCUAUAAUUGAACAAACAUGUUCUUCGUGUCCUUCUUGAGAAAACACUCUUUUUCGAUUUUUCUUGGGGGUCUUCAUGAAUAGCGGAAAAAUGGUUCUCAGGCCGAGAAUAUCAACGAAUUUGUUACAAUUAUCUUUUCCGUGAACACCAGACAUGGCAUAAUCUAAGACUUUAAGUGAACCGUUUCUUGAAGUCUUUUUUUCUCUUAACAUCAAGUUCAUCAGUUGCAAACCUUCGCCCUUAAGGAAUCUG